This is a messenger RNA of Schizophyllum commune H4-8, 207 nucleotides long. Its product is annotated as ankyrin. Gene Ontology annotation, molecular function: protein binding. The record is from RefSeq and is a predicted model, not a curated record. The annotation marks the transcript as partial. NCBI's taxonomy places the organism in Eukaryota, Fungi, Basidiomycota, Agaricomycetes, Agaricales, Schizophyllaceae. The transcript has a single exon.
GGCCGGACUUCCUUGCACUUCGCGGCCUGGCACGGCCAUCUCAUCAUUGUCAGCAUGCUCCUCGAGCGAGGUGCGGAUGUCAACGCGACGGACGUACACCACCACACACCUCUGCAUGAUGCCGCGCAGAAGGGUCAUGCCGAGAUUGCCAAGCUUCUCGUUGACCGAGGUGCCGCGCUCGAAGCCCGUAGCAUGUCUGGAUGGACA